This is a messenger RNA of Dunckerocampus dactyliophorus (ringed pipefish), 6231 nucleotides long. RefSeq names its product zinc finger protein 385D (gene znf385d). Gene Ontology annotation, cellular component: nucleus. The record is from RefSeq and is a predicted model, not a curated record. Bases 116 to 1300 code for a protein of 394 amino acids. Gene Ontology annotation, molecular function: zinc ion binding; nucleic acid binding. Lineage: Eukaryota; Metazoa; Chordata; Actinopteri; Syngnathiformes; Syngnathidae. The transcript has 8 exons.
UAGCGCGGGAGCAGAGCUCUUCUCACGGAUUACAAAACGGCAUCGCAUACGAGAACCGCGGGUCCAAUUCCUUGUUCAUGAAAGUAAUCCCAGGGAUUAAAGGCAUCUGUAGUGGAUGGCAGGAAGGAGGGCAGGAUGGGGGAAGGACUUGGAGAAGAUGAUCCGAUGGAUGGACGAUGUCAACAGACAUCCACGUAACAACUGUCACAACGGCCUCGUGCCCGCCACCGCCCGGCCCGCCGUGCCGUCUGUUCACAGCACGCUUGGCAUGAAGCAUUUUCUUCCUUUUCCCGUGGACGGCGCCUCGGCAGCUGUCAGACUCUUCCCAGGAUUCAACGCGAUGGACCCGGUCCAGAAGGCUGUCCUCCAUCACACCCUGGGCCUCCCGUCCGCUGCCAAGAGGAAGCACGUCUCCUGCAGCGUCUGCCAGCUGAGGUUUAACUCGCAGAGUCAAGCCCUGGCCCACUACAAGGGGACCAAGCACGCCAAGAAGUUAAAAGCCCUGGACACUCCCAAAAGCAAGCCGAAAGGCUCAGCGGUCGCCAAGGAGACGGGCGGCCAGGAGGCUGCCGCGGGCGUCAACAGCUCGCAGGUCGCCGGCAGUGCCGACAGGAAAGAGGGUGUCCCUAUGUCCCCCGUGCUCAGACUGCCACAACUCCUUGAGUCCGCAGCCACCCUCGCCACCCCAACACCUGCAGCUGGCGCCUCGCCACCAGUCCCAGACGCCCCAGAGACUACCUCAGCCGCCAGGAUGGACGAGGGACAGCUCCACUCACCCUCGGAACCUGACCUGGACCCUGACGCAGAACCCGAGGAGGAGCCGGACCCGGAGACAGAGGAGGAGAAAGCUCGGCGUCUUCUUUACUGCUCGCUGUGCAAGGUGGCGGUCAACUCGGCAUCACAGCUGGAGGCUCACAAUAGCGGCACCAAGCACAAGACCAUGCUGGAGGCCCGCAGCGGGGUGGGCUCCAUCAAGUCCUUCCCGCGGGCCGGAGUCAAAGGCAAACUGGCACCGCCGUCCAAAACGGCCACGGGCCUACAGAACAAAACGUUUUACUGUGAGACGUGCGACGUGCACGUCAACUCCGAGACGCAGCUGAAGCAGCACAUCAGCAGUCGUCGUCAUAAAGACAGAGCCGCGGGGAAACCAGCCAAGCCCAAAUACAGCCCCUACAGCAAACCACAGAAAGGAGCCACCAAACAGACGCUUCUGCUUAAGUGGUGCUCGUGCAGCAACAACAGAAUGGAGAAACCUCAUAAAAGGAGCACACAAUGCCUCCCUUGUGACCUUCCCGCUUAGCUUCAGUGCUUUGCAGUCUUUUGCAUACCUGCGGUGGCUUACAAGUACAGUCGAGGUUUGAAUAUCGCCCCCUCACUAUUUUGUGUUUUUGUCAAAAAAUUAUGAAUAAAUGGUCGCUGUUUGGUGCUUGACUGUGGCCUUUUAUUAGCCAGAAAUAUUGAAAGACAAGUUAGAUGUGGUAUUGUGGUCGCUCGGCACCAGUAAUGUUAGAUUACACGCCGCGUGGAGACCUGCUACUGAGCCAGCAGUGCCAGGCCGAUGUGCCAUGUCUGAGAUCGAGUGGUGGAAAAAAGGUUCUCCUCUCAUUCCAUGUGGAAGUGGUAACUUUCUGGCUUCUUUGUCCUUCUUCCCCACUCCGUUUGAAACACUUUCUUAACUUUAGUAUAAGUAGUAUUGAGGCUAGUAGCUCGCGAGUUCCUUUCAUCAGUUAUUAUUUUACUAUUGAUUAUUAUUAUUUACUUUGACUGUUAUAUAAAUUAUUUACUGUGACAGGAACUUCAACUCCUAUAUUACCACAUUGUUAUAUUACCUUAUCAUUCUCCUAUGUAUCUUAAACGAGCAAAGAGUAGCCUACAAUAGGAACACAGGAAGUGAACAAAUGCAUCGCGAUUGAUGUGAAACGGCUGGGGGGGCGUAGGAUAAGCUUUUCCUUUUUGGACAUGUGGAACUGUAAUAUGCGAUGUAAGUUGUAUGCAUGUUGAAAAUAAAUUCAACCCUUACCGUAGCUUGCUAAGCGAGCGGCGGCCUGCUCAGUGCAAACUAAACAAAGAAUAGCGGGAGUGUAAAAGUGACUGUAGGGGUGUUAUGUCACGUCUACAGGGCUCUAAUAACGUUAAAACCUGUAUUUAGAAAGUCCUAACCAGGUUUUCUAUGCUCUACCUAUGAAAAUAUUCCAACUAUUAAUAUUGAAUCCUACUUAACUGGAAUGUAUCUGCGGUCGGGUCUGGAACCAGUGAACCGCGAUAAACGAGGGACGACUCUACCUCAGUUUUUGUUAUUAAUUCGUUCCAAAAGGUCAGCUGGAACCAAAACCGAGGCCAUUUUUCUUAAAGGAGAUAAUGGAAAUCCAAUGAAUCUGGCCAGACACCCCAAAAUACGAACAAAAAAUACAUUUUCUAGAGAAUAAUUGCAGUGUUACCUGCAGACAACAAUGCAAAAUCAUUAGAAAUGAAGAAUGAAAUGACAAAUGAACAUUUAAGCUGAUUUUUAUCUUUUAUUGAAGACUCUUGAUGGCAAAGACAGUGAGGAAGGAUGGGAGGGGGUUCCAUUUUUGUACUUUGCAAUUAGUUAUUUCUUGAAUUCAGUGGCGUUUCUCACCUUCUUCAUCAAAUAUUUGCUGCCACUCUCAACUUUCUUUGGUUAUUUUGCAGCCGCAAGUAAUAAAAAAAUGCAUUGAUGUUGAGUCAGCAAUGCGUAGGCGUGUGCAGGUUUGUUUGGGCAAUUCACUUUGUGGAACGAUACAAUACAGGGACUAGUUUAAGACCUUGUGCGACAACAUUUUUGCCAAAAACUCCAGAACAGAUGCUCAAAGUCGCUCAGAAAAGAGAUUUUAAAAGCUGUUGUUUUUUUUUAGCAGUUUUGCAGAUGCCCACAAAGAAGUCCUGUAUGGGGGGGGGGACAGAGCCUCAUGCUCCCGCUCAGAGAAACUCUCUGAAAAUGGUGUUUGGAUGAAAGGGGGUGUUAGUCGUUUAGGCGAAAUGGCUUUUUCUGAAACCCAUCAUUGACCGAGUUAACGGAGAGGAGCUUCUCUGAUGUGCGGCGCCCCCACCCCCUCAUCGCCCGUGCCGGCGAUUGAUAACCCGUGACAUCGUCUGGCGUCCCGAUGCCGCGAGAGCGCCGCGUUUCCAUCACGGACACAGAAGAUUAGGCCGGAUAACUUUGGUCACCUUUUCACCCUAUUAGCUUGCAGUGCUGCAGCGCCAACGACAGCCUCAAAUAACACCGCCGCCCGCUGCUAUCUGCAGACGGAAAGACCAUCGGCAGCAAUAUCGGAUGCUUUUGUCUCGCACGCUUUCAUGUUUGAGCAACUGAAGUUGAUUCUCAGUCAUUCUGAUCAACCGAAGGCAACCGAAGGCAAAUGAUCAAAUCUCUAGUGUGUCGUGCAGUCGAUUGAAGAGCAAAAACAUUCACGCUACAUUCAAUGAAAUGUUAACAAAAUAUAAAUUGUUUCUGAAAACAAGUGUGCCAUUUAUCAAUAUCUGUCUCUGUUGGUUCCGAAAAGGGGUAUGUGAAUUUCAGAAAGACUACUUUUAAGAAAGCGCUUCCCGUUCAUUGACAAUGCUAAAACUCAUCCCUCGCCACUUUGCGCUUUGAAUUUCACGGCUUCGCUCUGUCACGGUUUUUCAAAAUAUACAGUGUUCCCUCGCUCUAUCGCGGUUCGCCUUUCGCAGAGGUUCUUUUAGUGCUUUUUUUUUUGCAGCAUAUGAACGCCAUGACAAUCCAGGCCCUUUAAGAAGAAUGGCAUUGUGGGAAGUUGAGUGUCUCUCUCUUCCCUCCCUCGCUGUCCGUCUGCACUGCCCAUUGUUUUCUGCGUCCUGAUUGGCUGAAAGACCAUUGUCAAUCAAUCUCCUUUGUGCCACCCUGCGUGUCUCCUGUGUCAUCGCUAGCUUGCUUGCUUGCUAGCUUGUAAGAAUCUUGAGCUCGAAGGACUGCAGCAAUAUGUUUUAACAGGGAUACAAAAAUACGACAGUACAGCGGAACGGUGCCAGGACGAAAAGGCACGGUCACGAGAGUGAAAUAUGCGUGAGUGACUUAAUAAUAAUUAUAUACAUUUAAUGUUUUACGGCUUUAAAACAUAUAGAAUCAUUGUAAACAAAUGAAGUUCGCUACUGUGCAGAUUUCACUUAUUGCGGGAUAUUUUGGGAACCUAUCCCCAGUGAUAAACGAGGGAACUCUAUAUGAGUACAUUAUGGUGUUUUGUAGUUGACUGUGGCUUAUUACUCAAAAAAUAUGCAUCUUAUGCAUAUUGUAAAUAUUUUUUGUAGGGAUGCUAGGAUCUGGGUUUAAUGCUGCCGAUUCCGAUACUGAUCAUCCAGGACUAAAAUCGACCGAUACCGAUCACAUGGAUUAAUUAUACAUUUUUCAAUAAAUUUAUAAUGCUAUUGGCCCUGACCCAAAAAAUAGAUACUAUUAAUAAAAUUUGUAAUUAAUUAAUACAUGGGGGAUGUUGUUUGCACAUUCAAAAAAUUAUAAUUUAACAAGAAAACAAAACAAAAAAACCCAGCAAAAAUGGAAAAAAAUAAACAGUAACUUUACAAGAACAACGGAAAAAUAUGAAGAGAAAAAAGUUGUAAUUUUACAAGAACAUUAGAAGGAACAAUAUUGUCAUUUUAGUAGCAUAAAAGUUGACAUAUUGAAGAGAAAAGAUUUUAGUUUUUAAAAGACGUAAUAUUAUGAGAAAAGAAAUCUAAAAAUAAAGUUGCAGAAAAAGUUACAGUGUUACGAGAAUAAAAUCAAAACGUUAUGGGUUAGUUAUGGCAAGUCAAAGUUAUGUGAUGAAAAUUGACAGGAAGAAAGUUGAAAUAGGUGGAAAAUAUGGAGGGGAAAAAACCCAGCAGAAAUUGAAAAAAAAAACAGCUGUAAUUUUACAAGAAUAAAGUCAAAAUAUGAAGAAAAAUAUUCAUAUUCAAAAGAGAAAAAAGUCACCAUUUUACAACAUUUGCAAUAUUAUGGAGAAAAAUAAUGUCAUUUUAGUAGCAUUGAUUUUGAAUAUUAAAGAAUCUAUGUUUUUUUAAGCCAUAAUAUUAUGAGAAACAAACAAAACAAAAUACAUUUUUGGAAAAUUAGGUUGGGUAAAACGUUCUAAUAUUAUUGCAAUAAAGUCCAAAUAUGAGAAUAAAGUAUCAUAAUACGACAGAAAGAAAAUUCGCCACCAUUAUUUAAGAAGAAAGUUGAACUAUUUGGAAAAUGAUGUGGUCACCCCUGGCCUGGACGGGCCAAGUCAACAUGAACCAGACACAAACAGUUAGCGUAGAAGUCUGGUACGCAACAUACCAGUAAAAAGGCAAACAUGUCCAAUCCUGUUUUCCAAAGUAAAAGCUGCUUUGGCCAAAACCCAAAGAUGAAAGGUCCGCUUUCAUGGAUGACUAAGAAAAUUAAAACAUUUACUUUUGAGGCUGAAAUCAGCCAUUUUUACAACCAAAAAACACUAAUCGAAAACCAAAAUGGUUGCCACCUCAUGGGAUUGUGGAUGACUCGUGGAUCCAUUGGUUUGUAGUUGCAGCUGGAUGUGUGCAAACACGUGGACAUUCGUUUAGCUGAGGUAAAAAUGCUCUGAUUAGACUGGCUGGAGAUCAUCUCCACUAGUCCUGAAAACACCAACGUUAGCUUGGAUUACAACUGAUUACAACAUCCGGAAUAGAGAUGCAAUACUCUAAAAACUGCAAAGGUUUGCAUAAAACUCCUCUCAGUGGCAAGGUUACGCUAGCAACUGUGUGACCUUGAGGCUGUGAGCUCCACCCGGGAGGAAUUUUCCACAGCUGGAAAGCGGUGCAGCGACGCACAGUCAGGUGACAAAUGGAAGGAAAAAGUCCACGUUGGUGUCUGCUUAGCGACGUCAUGCUUUCUUGGAAGGCUUUCUAGAUAAGUCUCUGGCGGUAUCUGCGCCAUUCUUCCAAAAUGCAUUUCCUCAUUGCAACGUCGGCCAUCCGUGGUGAACGCUGAAACGUGUGCUGAGCGUGAUUCAUUCAAACCGGCUUAUUUAGUCACUUGACUUGGUGCUUCUUCAGAAUCAUCAAUCUUGGCUACGUAGCGAAGGUGUAGGACGACCUACCAAACAUUUCCAAAUGGAAAAACAAGAGAAGAAGUAGGGAAACAUUGCAGAUUUCAUUCCCGGAGAGCGCUACAUUGUCAAAACUCACGCAUUCAGGAGUUAAGUACACAUUGAGUGUACACAGUGUACUGACUGAAAUGUACUGGUGUAAGUAGUAAUA